Molecule: messenger RNA, 1528 nt
Organism: Bursaphelenchus okinawaensis
Lineage: Eukaryota; Metazoa; Nematoda; Chromadorea; Rhabditida; Aphelenchoididae
Source: the annotation of a GenBank genome assembly
AUGAUUGUACAACUAAUUAUUGUUGGACUAGCUGUUAGCCAAGGUAUGAUGCUUCUAACUGAUUGAUAAAAAUUUCAAAACGUUUUUUGAUAUUUUAAAAUGAUUUUUUAGAAGAUAUUGAUUACUGUUGUAGCUUAAAAUUUAAAAAACCUUGGUGUUAACAUAAGUCAUUUCAGUAUUAUCUCACCCAACUCCUCAAUUCGGUCAAAACGGACAAUUCAAAGGCCAAGAAGGAGAACAAGGCCAAUUCGGUCAACAAGGAAGCUUCAGCCAAGAAGGCAAAUUUGGACAGAACGGUCAGCACGGUAGCUUUGGAGGUCAGGAAGGAAGCUUUGGAAGUCAAGGUGAACUCAGUGGUCAAGGAGGCUUCGGAGGCCGACAUGGUCACGGUUUUGGCCAAGGACUAGUUUCAUUCGAAGCUUCAGAACAACGUCAGAAACGUCAAGAAUCCUUUAGAAGUGUAGAUGGAUUCAGCCGUGGUCCAGGACAAGAAAACGGUCAGUUCGUACAACAGGGUGGUGAACAAGGUCAGUUCGGCCAAAAUGGUCAACAAGGUGGAUUUGGAGGUGAAAAUGGACAAGGCUUUGGUCAAGGAGGUCAAGAACAAGGUAAUGAAGGAUGGGAAGGUCAUACUGGAGCGCCACAGAAACGUCAAGUCACUGAACAAGGCCAACAUAAUGGGCAUGGUUUUGGCCAAGAAAGUCAAGAAGAACAUGGUGGAUCUCAUGGUCAUACUGGUGGUUUUGGAGUCCAUACUGGAGCCUUUGAAGAUCAUAUUGGAAGACCUGAAGAAAGAAGAGAAAAACGUCAAGAAUCCUUUGGAAAUAUUGAAGGAUUUGGUGGUGAACAAGGUGGUCAAUAUGAAAGCCAAGAAGACGGAUUUGGUGGUCAACAUGGCCUUGGCAGUCGACAGGGCCAAGGAAGAGGCUCUAGCAGUCAAGAAGGUGCAGAACACGAUGGAAGAAGCGGUCAAUUUGGAGCUCAGAAAGGCCUAGGAGGUAACGGGUUUGGUGCUCUUGGUGGUCAAGGCGGCUUCGGAGGUCAGGGAGGUCAAGAAGGUCAGGGAAUUCAAGAAGGUAGACAACAUGGUGGCAGAAGCAGUGAAUUUGGAGGUCAGGGAAGUAAAAGAGGUCAAGGAGGUCAAGCAGGUAGACAACAUGGCGGAAGAAGCGGUGAAUUCGGAGGCCAAGAAAGUCAAGGAGGUCACGGUGGCUUUGAAGGUGAAAAUGGACAUACUGGAAAGUACGAAGGUCAAUUUGAAGAUCAUACCCGUAGCCCAAGAAUACAACGUCAAGCAUCUUUUGGAAACCUCGAUGGAUUCAGCCGAGGUCCAGGUCAGGAAGGUGAACAAGGCCAGUUUAGCCAAGGUCAACAAGGUGGCUUUGGAGGUGAGAAUGGUCAAGGUUUCGGUCGAGAACAAGGUCAAGGCUUUGGUCAAAGCAAGUCUGAAGAACACGGAAGAUUUCAAGAUAAAUCUGGCCAACAUAACGGCCAAGAAACCUUUGGACAGUGGGAAAACGACCAGUAA